Ophidiomyces ophidiicola is the source of this 1419-nucleotide messenger RNA. RefSeq lists its product as uncharacterized. The record is from RefSeq and is a predicted model, not a curated record. The coding region runs from base 1 to 1419 and encodes 472 amino acids. The transcript has a single exon. Lineage: Eukaryota; Fungi; Ascomycota; Eurotiomycetes; Onygenales; Onygenaceae.
AUGGCCCAUGUCCGAGAUUGCCCUGAAUUUCACCUUGAUCGUUCUGAUUCCAAGAAUCCUUUGACGACGUGUCAAGGUGUUACUUCUGACGGUCGCAAAUGUCGGAGAUCCAUUGUUUCUGCCAAAGACGCUGCGAAGAAGGCAGCAAUCGCCAAGCAGUUAGGCAACAGGACUGCUGGGAAGGCUGAAGUACCAGCGGAAGAUCUCUUCUGCUGGCAACAUAAAGAUCAAGCAUAUUUUCUUAAAAAGAAAGGAGCCCCUACAACCCAAGUUCGUGGAAGAUCAAGCAUUGAUUCCCUAGCCGAGAAAGUCGGUAUUUUAAAUAUGGGUGACGGAAAACCAUCAAAUACCAAGGGACCAAAGCCGCAACAUCCUGCCCCUCCUUCUCGUCCGGAAAGGCGAGUGCGCGAUGGGACUCAGGCCCAGCAGCGUUCGUCAAGACCUAGCAACGAGACUCCUGCCGUGAGUACUCCUCGCCCCAAAAAGAGGCUAAGUGCUGGGCGACGGUUGUUUUGCUUCAUUACCGGAAUUGAUGAUAGCAAUGGCACCGUAUUGAACGUUCGUCGGCGACCAGAACAAGCUCGACCUGCCCCCCAACUCGAACCUCAAGUUGCCAGGAUGCCUCCUCGCUUUCAACCGCAGCAUGCAAAAUGGCCAACGACUGCCCAGACACACAGGCCACACUCUGAGAUUCCACAAAUAAUAGAGCCAGCUGAAUACCGAGCCCAGAAGCAAAAUCAGAGACAGAGCAUGCCGGCUGACACGUCCUCACGGCCGUCUAUGCUAGGACAACACAGUUCCUCCUCGUCACAAACGCAGUCCCUACUCUCCUGGAUCCCAACAUCACUCUCACCAGAAACCACAUCCAAACUACUCCAGAAACUCUCUGAACCUCUUUCUUCCUCUGAAGAAGCGGGGUAUAUUUACAUCUAUUGUGUUACACCGAAUUCAACAGCCCCAUUACCGGAUAUUGCACCUUUUCUCGUCCCACAUCGUACUGAAAUCGGCCCACCAACUACCGAAAUCAUGCAGUCAGCUGGAAUAUCCCUUAAUCGUGUUCGUAAUGACAAUUUAGCCCGAGUUGCGAGCACCAUUACCCUCAAAAUUGGGCGUGCUGUCAACGUAUCUCGUCGGUUAACUCAGCAAUGCGCACAAAACCUUACCCUAGUUCGAUAUUACCCGUACUCGCCCCCUUCGUCAAAUGUACCACCGCAAAAGGCGCCGAAUGUUCACCGGCUAGAAAGGCUCAUUCAUAUUGAACUAGGUGACAGGAGGUUUAGAUUACAAGAUCCUUGCAAACAGUGCGGGAAGCGACACCAAGAAUUUUUUGAGAUUGAAGCCGAUAGGGAGCAGCUGAAGAUGGUAGACGAGUGUGUUAGGAGAUGGGUUAGGUUCAGCCAGCUAGACCCGAGCAGGUGA